GCAAGAGCUUACAAUUUGCAGGACCGAAUAUUUCUUUGUUGGGAUGCCUGCUUUCUUCGUUCUUUUACUUGGGAUCCUCAUUGUGAUAGGAGAAGAACAAAAGCCAUGGGACAACUAUGACCUUCCAACCUGGAAUGGCCAAAACAGAAGAUAUGACCAAGAUACCAAUUAUUUCAGAGAUGAAAAGAUGCCCAUAAAUCCAUCCAGCCAUUUGUAUCCUGUUUUGGUAGUUUCUCCUGGAAAAUGGGUCACUGUCCACUGUAAUAACACCUUUAAGAUACAGGGUUCUAUCCAUUUAAAGAAAGGUGGAAGAGUCACAAAUCAUCACCAAUUCAACUCUAGAGGCUAUCCUGCAUCUUUCCAUUUUCAUGCGAAACGAGACGAUGGAGGGUUGUACCAAUGUUGCUAUGGACAGUUUCAGCCUCUAUGUAGAGUUGAGGAAGGACUGGAACUUAUAAUAAGAGAUUCCAGAUUACUCAGACCACAAGUCUCCUUUGGAUCUAUUCCAGUACGCAUUGGAGACGUCUUUACUGUCCAUUGCAGAGUCCAAAGAAAUGCUGAAAAGUUUUAUUUCCAAAAGGAUGGGAAAGAAGUGCCUCACCAAAAACCAUCCAAGAAUGAGCUAACAAUCCAAGAAGCAAGUGAGGAGCAUGUAGGGAAUUAUAGCUGCAGUUAUUCCCAGAAGUUUCUCAUGUCAAAACCCAGUGACUCUAUGUUGCUGCUAAUAACAGGUGCUGACUUAUCACAGCCAACCAUCUCUAGCGACGCAAGUGGGCUAGUUGCCCGUGGGGCACUAUUUUCAAUUACGUGUGAAACUAAAAUGCCUCCUGUCAUAUGCUAUCUCCAUAUAAAUGAAAAUCCACCAAAAAGAAUAACAGAUACUAAUGGGAGAAUAAGCAGAUACUACUUCAAGAAUUUCAGCGAAACUGAUCAAGGGUCGUAUAGCUGCAGCUGUGCACGCGAGGAAAAACCUUUUCUGGUCUCAGAAAGAAGCCAUACCCUGAACCUUCUUCUAUUAGAUGAGGAAUCCAAUAAAACCGGACACACUGUUCUCAUUGCCAUUGGUGUAUGUGUAAUUCUCUUCAUUCCUUUCCUGCUACUUGUUCUUUUUUGGUUCAAAAGAAGAAGAGAUGCACUAUUGGAAGAAACACAAGCAAGUGGCGAACGCUCUUUCAGAGUUUUGAGGAUUAAUCGGGCAACAAAACAUUCUGGCACAUCAAAAUCUGGAAGAAAACAUUUGGAGAAGGAACCUCCAAAAGAUGACCCUGCCACCCAGCCACAAAACAUAGUCUAUGCUGAAUUGAAGAGGUAUACCUCAGACAGGCCUCAGGCCGAAGCUGAAACUGAGGAUGAUGUUAUCUACACCACAAUUGUUGCAAGUUAAAUCUACAAAUGUUAGGAGUCCUGGAAGAUUUGUGUGUCUUUUGGAUGGCUUCCUAUAAUAACAUUGGGAGUGCUCAAGAAGUUCUAGGACUCUGGAUCUUUAGACUGUAUAGGUCCACCUAGCAAAUGAAUUUCAGUUGUUUCUAGCUCUUUUCCUGGCUUUGUGAUAAAAACAUACUCUCCAGUAGACAUUCAGGCAGUCGAAAUUUAAUCAGCUUCAAUGCAAACUUACAAUGCCUUGUUAUCCAUUUCAAUAAAAUUCUCCUUUUUUGCUCAUAAACUGAA
Molecule: messenger RNA, 1668 nt
Organism: Anolis sagrei ordinatus
Lineage: Eukaryota; Metazoa; Chordata; Lepidosauria; Squamata; Anolidae
Product: leukocyte immunoglobulin-like receptor subfamily B member 4A
Source: RefSeq, a predicted model, not a curated record